CGACUCUCGUCCGCAACGUGGCGGGAACGAGAUGUAAACACCUAGAGCCCAUGCUAUGAGCAAGAAAUGAAUAAAGUCGCUUAGUUUGUAAUGUGGUUAUGAACAAGUUACGUUCAGCGAUGCACAAAGGAAAGAGAGUCGGGCUAGAGAUGGUGAAAAAAGGAACAGCAAAGCGGAAAAAGUCAGAGACAGCUGUGAAAGAAGAAGACACCAAAAAUGACUCUGCACCGUCAACAUACCACACUUUCCCUGAUCCUGCUGAUGUUGUGCUGCUGCGCUCUCACCUCCUCAACUGGUAUGACAAGGAGAAAAGAGAGCUGCCAUGGAGGACUCUGGCUGUGACAGAGUCCGACCUCAACAUCAGGACUUACGCAGUGUGGGUGUCAGAAAUCAUGCUGCAACAGACCCAGGUUGCCACAGUAAUAGACUACUACAACAAAUGGAUGAAGCGGUGGCCCACUGUGCAGGAUCUUGCAGCUGCAACACUAGAGGAAGUGAACCAGAUGUGGGCGGGUCUUGGCUACUAUUCUAGAGGAAAACGACUGCAUGAAGGAUCUCAGAAGGUGGUGUCGGAGCUGAAAGGACAGAUGCCUCACACAGUUGACAGUCUGCUGAAACAGCUGCCUGGAGUGGGACGCUACACCGCUGCAGCUAUCGGCUCCAUCUCCCUGGGCCAGGUUACUGGAGCUGUGGAUGGCAAUGUGAUUCGGGUGCUGUGUCGCCUGAGGGCAAUCGGAGCUGACAGCACAAGUCCUCCAGUAACAGAAGCUCUCUGGAGUCUAGUUAACAAGCUGGUUGAUCCUGAGAGACCUGGAGACUUUAACCAAGCUAUGAUGGAGCUGGGAGCUCGAGUCUGCACCCCUAAAGGACCACUAUGCAGCCAGUGUCCCGUACAGACUCACUGCCGCUCCUACAGCAAGGUUCAUGCCAAACAAGAGAAAAAGUCCCAGAAGCUGUUGGGGAAGCUGGACAGAAAACCAUCCACCCUGCCUGACAUAGAAGAGUGUGUAAACAGCGGGACAUGUCCACUGUGUCCCUCUGAGCCCUGGGAUGACAAGUUGGGUGUUCAGAACUUCCCCAGGAAGCCGGCGAAGAAGCCUCCUCGUGUGGAGCGGACACUGACCUGUGUGGUGCUCAGAACGGGGGAGGAUGGGGAGGACGAGUACCUGCUCACACAGAGACCAAACAAAGGUUUGCUUGCAGGCUUGUGGGAGUUUCCGAGUCUUCUGUUGGACGACAAAAGCUCUGAGGUGAAACACAAGAGGGCGCUGUGUGCAGAGAUCAGCACCUUAGUGGGGAUCAACCUGAGUGAAAGUAACUUCAAGUGUGUGGGAGAGGUUGUUCACAUCUUCUCUCACAUUCACCAGACAUACGUGGUUCACAGUCUGAGUUUGAAGGACCGCGACACACAAACACCAACUGAAAGUACACAGUGGCUUACCAAAUCAGCUCUGCAGGAAGCUGCUGUGUCCACCGGAGUAAAAAAGAUUGUGAAGCUUUGUGAUUCUGUAGACAGUCAAAAAGAACAAACAUUAAAGGAUGGAAAAAGGAAAAAACAAGCCAACAUGAAGAAUGGAAAGAAACAUCAAACCACAAAAAAAAAAAACUGGGUGCAGCUAACAUGAGCAGCAGACAGCUCUCCCUCAGCUCCUUCUUCAAGACAGUUAAAGACGAAUCUGAUUGAUGUGUGAGAGUCCGUCUCUGCAUUUUUAUCUUUCUUUUUGUCUAUCUGUUGCUUCUAUUAUUUUCCUCUUUUGUACUUAUGACCUAAUACCUUAUAUGAUCAUGUUUCUCAAUGUAUUUUAACAUAUAGUUACUUUUUUAUUUUUUUGUGUCAGCUGUGUGUGUGUGCUUUUAAACUGUUUGAAAAUCAUAAUAAUAUCUUAUCCCAAUAAAAAUGUACUGUACAAAAUAAAUAAUAUCACUUUGC
This is a messenger RNA of Labrus bergylta (ballan wrasse), 1930 nucleotides long. NCBI's taxonomy places the organism in Eukaryota, Metazoa, Chordata, Actinopteri, Labriformes, Labridae. The record is from RefSeq and is a predicted model, not a curated record.